Molecule: messenger RNA, 2526 nt
Organism: Triticum turgidum subsp. durum (durum wheat)
Lineage: Eukaryota; Viridiplantae; Streptophyta; Magnoliopsida; Poales; Poaceae
Source: the annotation of a GenBank genome assembly
AUGGACCUCGCAACGGGGGCCAUGGGCAGCCUGCUCCUCAAGCUUGGCGACCUCCUCACGGAGGAGUACAAGAUGCAAACGGGCGUCAAGGAAGAUGUUGAGUAUCUCAAGAGAGAGCUGACAAGCAUGUACGCAGCCCUCCGCAAUGCUGGGGACGUCCCGCGGGAUCAGCUCGACGAGCUGGUUAAGCUCUGGGCCGACAAAGUCAGGGACUUGUCGUUCAUAAUGGAGGACAUCGUCGAUAAGUUCCUGGUACGCGUCGAGGGAGCUGAACCUACCAUCAAGCCACGCAAAAUCAAGAAGCUCAUGAAGAAGAUGGAAAACUUGUUCACCAAGAGCAGGACUCGCCAUGAGAUCUCCGAUGAGAUCAGGGCAAUCAAGGUCCGUGUCAAGGAGGCGGCUGACCGGCGUGAUAGGUACAGGGUCAACGAUGUGGUUCCAGUUACCACAUCCACGGUUGACCCUCGCCUAUUGGCUCUGUACAAAGAUCGGAAAGAGCUUGUUGGAAUUGAUGGGGCCUUCAACAAGCUAACCGAUAUGCUGUCAGAUGGGGAUAAUGAUGUGUCCAAGAAACUCAAGAUACUCUCUAUUUUUGGAUUCGGGGGGCUUGGCAAGACUACUCUUGCCAAAGCAGUGUAUGAUAAGCUCAGAGGGCAGUAUGAUUGCAGUGCUUUUGUCCCAGUUGGAAGGAACCCUAGCCUGAAGAAACUUCUUAUGGACAUUCUCUGUGGAAUUGACAAUCAAAUGUGCCAAAAUUCCAAUUUAUCGGCAUUGGAUGAAAGGCUGUUGAUUGAUAAACUUCCAGAAUUUCUCGAGAGCAAGAGGUACUUCAUCGUUAUUGAUGAUAUAUGGGAUACGGAAAUAUGGAAAACAGUCACGUGCGCUCUAGUGGAUAAUAAUUGUGCAAGCAGGAUAAUUGCAACUACUCGUAUUCUCGAUGUCGCGAAAAAGGCUGGUGAAGUAUACAUGCUAGAACCACUUUCUCAUGAUUUAUCUGAGGAGUUAUUCCAGACAAGAUUAUUUGGUGGUAAAAACAAAUGCCCUCAUGAUCUGCCAACAAUGGCAUACGGUAAAAUUUUACAUAAAUGUGGUGGUGUACCGUUAGCUAUAAUCACCAUGGCUAGUCUGCUUGUCAAUAAACCAAUGGAUUUUUGGUCUAAGGUAUACAACUCAAUUGGUUUUGGGCACGAAGAUAACAAAGAUAUUGAGAACACGAGAAAAAUACUUCGGUUUAGCUAUUAUGAUCUGCCUAGCCACUUAAGGACAUGUUUACUGUACAUGAGCAUAUACCCAGAAGACCACUUUAUCAAGAAAAAUACUUUGAUAUGGAAGUGGGUAACCGAAGGUUUUGUCCAUGAGGAAACAGGGGCGGGAUUAUAUGAGAUUGGCGAGAGAUACUUCACUGAGUUGGUAAACAGAAGCAUGAUACUGCCGGUAGAGACCCCGUAUCAGGGCAUCAUAUUUGGUUGUCGAGUCCAUGAUAUGAUGCUUGAUAUGAUCUGUCUAGUUUCAAGGGAAGAAAACUUUGUUACUAUAUUGAGUAGUAACGAGCAAUACACGUCUUCACAUAGUAAUGCUCGCAGGUUAGCAGUUGGACAGAGAGUCCAAAGUCUGGACAGUACACGUAUGCCACAAGUAAGGUCAUUUAUUGCCAUGUGCAUUAGUGAUCAGUUGCCACUGCUUUCAUGUUUUAAAGUCUUGCGUGUCCUAGAUUUAGAAGGCGUCAUGUCCCGCCGUGGCCCUAUCUAUCUUGGGUAUCUUGGAAAGUUAGUUCACUUGAGGUAUCUCGGGCUGCAGAAUAUGCACGUUUGUGUGCUCCCUGAAGAAAUAGGAGAUCUGAAGUUGUUGCAGGUGCUGAACCUGAGUGGUAAUGGCGACUUAACUGAACUGCCAUGCAGUAUUGGUCUACUAAGUCAACUCAAGUGCCUGAACAUCGAGGGAACCGACAUAAAAGUGCUAGAUUGGAUCGGGAACCUGACAUCCUUGGAAGAGUUGUGUCUCACAAGGGUUGAAGACAAAGAGUUCUCAAACUUAUUUGUGAAUGAGCUCAGCAAGCUGACAGAGUUGAGGAAGCUCCGCAUUAGUUGGAAUUUAUGCUUAUAUAGUGCUAGCUCAAUGAGAGCUUGUGCGGAGUCAUUAGCCAAACUGCAGAAAAUCCAAGUCAUAGAUAUUUUUAGAAUGAACAAACCGAUUACUGUCAAUGGCAACAGCUGGUUGGAAGGUUAUGUGCCCCCUCCGCAACUCCGUGUUCUACGCAUGUCAUGCAGAGAAUCUGGGCUGUUAACAAAGAUUAGUUCCUCACUUCUUCUGAACCUCACCCAUCUAUCAAUACAUGUGGAGAGUUCUGAUCUGAAGAUCUUUGGACUACUUCCAGAGCUUGUUACCCUCCGGUUGGACAUGGUCGGCGUUGGACACCAUGCUGUCACGGGGGGUGCAGGUGCAUUCCCGAAGCUGAGGUUUUUCAAGACAGACGCAACCCUCGGCCAGUUUGCAGAAGGAGAUAUGCCACGCCUUAAAUGGCUCUAG